AAGAAAAUACCAAAGAUCAAUAUGGGGGAUAGCAAUGCAACCAUGGUGACCGAGUUCAUCUUGGUUGGGAUGUCCAAUUACCCCAGGGCUCAGAUGGUGAUGUUUGUGGUUUUCCUCAUAUUCUACAUGGCCACACUCUUUGGUAACACCCUUCUCAUUGUCCUGAUCAUUCUGACUCCUGUUCUGCACACGCCGAUGUACUUUUUCCUCUGCAACCUCUCCUUCUUGGACAUGUUCUACACCACCUGCAGCAUUCCGCAGUUACUAGUCAACUGUUUCUUCCGCCGGCCCACCAUCUCCUACACCAGAUGCUUAACGGAGAUGUACGUCGGUCUCUUUCUUGGCAUAACAGAGUGUUUCUUGCUGGCUGUCAUGGCGUACGACCGCUUUGCUGCCAUUUGCAAUCCCUUGCGUUACAAUGUCAUCAUGAGUUGGAAGGUGUGUUUCCAGUUGGCGGCCAUGUCUUGGGCAGGGGCCUUCGUGCUGACCCUAAUCCCCAGUCAGUUUCAACCAACUCAGUUUUGCGGACACAACAUUAUCAACCACUUCACUUGCGAGAUACAGGCGCUCCUCAAGCUGGCCUGCUCGGACACACGCAAGAUGGAGAUGGUCCUCAUGAUCAACAGUGUUAUUGACCUGGCUGUGCCCUUCAGCUUCAUCUUGGUGACCUACGGGCGCAUCGGCCAAGCCGUUCUACGCAUGCAUUCAGCCAAGGGACGAGGCAAGGCUUUUUCAACCUGUGGGUCCCAUCUGGUGGUGGUCAGCAUCUUCUACGGCUCGGCCAUCUCCAUGUACUUGCGGCCACAAGGCAAGACCUUCUCGGACCAUGACAAAUUUGUCUCCCUGUUUUAUGGAGUGGUGACCCCGAUGCUCAACCCUUUGAUUUACAGCCUUAGAAAUAAAGAUGUGAAAGGAGCUUUUUGGAGACUGCUUGGGAAGAAAAUGUCUGAAUGA
Molecule: messenger RNA, 954 nt
Organism: Euleptes europaea (tarantolino)
Lineage: Eukaryota; Metazoa; Chordata; Lepidosauria; Squamata; Sphaerodactylidae
Product: olfactory receptor 13H1-like
Exons: 1
Coding region: 22-954 (310 amino acids)
Biological process (GO): G protein-coupled receptor signaling pathway
Cellular component (GO): membrane
Molecular function (GO): G protein-coupled receptor activity; olfactory receptor activity
Source: RefSeq, a predicted model, not a curated record